AAAGCAAAGGUCAAUUAGUCAUUCACCAACUAGCAUACACAUACACACUCAAACGCACAGACCAACCAUGAGUUCUCGGACUUUGAGAAGAUUGGAAAGACAAAGGCUAGAGGAAGCCAGUCUGAAAAGUGUAACUGAGAGUCCUGAACCUGCGCUGGACAAUGAAGACGAAGAAGAAGAACCUGUACCUGUGAAAAUAUCAAAAUUUAAUGCAUUUGCUUUGUUGAAUGAUGAUGAUGUUGAUGAGUCAGAGGAAGAGGAAGAGAAGCCAAUUGCAGAAAAAGUGCAAGAAGAAGAGGCUGUAAUCAUACAAAAACCACCCAAGAGCAAGAAAAAGAAAAAGAAGUCCAAGGCCAAGAAGAAGGAGGAAUCAGACGUCGAUAGUGAUGAAGAAUUAGACAGAAUUUUGGCCGAAGUAAGGAAAAAGGAUCAACAGAGUGGCAAAGUUUCACGAUCUUCCGAUGUUCCACUUGAAGAUAUGUAUGACUUUGAAGAAGAAUUUGAUGAAGUAAAUGUUCCUAGUGCAGUCUACGAUUCAAACUUUAAAUUCUUCACCACUAAAAGAUUAAAGCAAUCAUUACCUUUGCUAUCCAUAAAAUCUAUAUCCAACUUGGAUCAAGAUCAAGAGUAUAAAAACUUAUUUGGUAAUUUAUCCAUGGAUACCAUUGAAGAUGCCAACGCAACCACAUCAUUGGCAAUUUCCCCGGAAUUAUUACAGCAAUUUAAAAAAUUAGCUCGUCUUACACGAGGUUGGGGUGGCAAUGAUCGUCGAAGCAUCCCUGGAACCAGCAGGAAACUUCUCUUGUCGAGAAUAAGAGAUGAUUGGUUGCCUACUACAUUAAAGCCAAUGAAUAUGGAAGAGAUCAAACCCGAGGAAUACACCGCUUAUUUGGAAUACAAGGAAGAUUCUAUCGAAUUGGAAGAUUUAGAAGCUAAAAUUAGAAAGGAAAAGGAAUUAGGCGUGAAGUACUUUAAAUUUACAAAGGUUAAUAACAUAAAAGAACGAGUGGCCAAUACCAGAUUUUAUGCAUCUGUUGUCAUGACGCCGGAUCCCGAAUCAUUAAUGCAAUUAUUGCAACAAUAUCCAUACCAUGUAGAAACCUUGCUUCAAGUAUCCAUGGUUUUGUUGAGACAAGGAGAUAACAAAUCUGCCAGUAAUGCGUUGGUCGAGAGGGCUCUUUUCACAUUUGAUAGAUCUUUCCACAAGCAUUUCCAUGAAAUAUUAUCCCAGGGAAACACCGGGUUAAUCAGACUUCCAUAUGAAAGUUAUAUGAAUCGUCAGUUUUAUUUAUGUUUAUUCCGAUACAUUAUUGCAUUGGGUGAACGUUCUACUUUCUUUACGGCAUUUUCCUUCUGUAAAUUUUUGUUGUCACUCUCACCAGCCGAAGAUCCACUUGGGGUAAGAUACUUUUUGGACUUCUAUGCUAUAAUGAGUGAAGAGUACAAGUAUUUGAUCCAGUUUGCAGAAUCACCUUUGUGUACUACAUAUGUGAAGUGGUUUACUCCCGGUAUUGCCUUUUCUACUGUGUUGGCACACUUGAAAUUGGAUGACAGAGAAAAAGCUAAACUUGCAUUGAGAAAGGCGUAUGACUCACAUCCAUACGCUGCAUUUAGACUAUACCAAGAUGUGUGCUUAGCCCAUGAUCCUCAAAUAGAAAGCCAAUUCAAGAAUUUGCCUCAUGAAACCGUCCUUUCGUCAGAGACUUAUUUGAUUAGAGCAGGUGUGCUUUGGAAGGAGCACAGCGAUAGACAAUUCUUGCAUGAUGAAUUACAGGAAUUAUUUAAAACCAGAAAAUUCAAGACUGAAAGUAUUGGAAGUGGUAUUAAAUCUUCUUUGUAUGGGUUAUUCGGCAUUUCAAAUGAAAAACAAGAACAAGAGGAUAUUCCAUUUAAUUUAAUCAGAUUUGCCGUUCUUUCCGGCGAGAACAAGAUUAUGGCCAAGUUGCCUAAAGAGUUUUGGUUAAAAGAUGACACAUUUGAAUAUGAUAUCUUACCUCCCAAGGCUGAGUAUGUCCAUUAUAACGAAUUCUCAGGGAUCAUGCAAGACAAACCAAGAAUAACUGAUUGUUUAUUGGAUUAUGUUGAUCAGAAUCUUCUCGGUACGAUUAUUCAAACCAGAACUGCUGAUGACAAUGACUUCGAAGGUAUGUUGAGACAAUUGCAACAGCAGGACCUACAGGAGGAGCACAACGCGUAAGUAGAAGUACUUGUAUAGAUUUCGCAACCAACGUCGUAACACGUCGUUCAAGAAAACCGACGCUACCAGUUGCGCAACAAAUUUGUUGCGCCAAGGAAAAUUUCACAUGAUCCCCCUCGUUU
Molecule: messenger RNA, 2319 nt
Organism: Spathaspora passalidarum NRRL Y-27907
Lineage: Eukaryota; Fungi; Ascomycota; Pichiomycetes; Serinales; Debaryomycetaceae
Exons: 1
Coding region: 1040-2197 (385 amino acids)
Biological process (GO): ribosome-associated ubiquitin-dependent protein catabolic process; rescue of stalled cytosolic ribosome
Cellular component (GO): RQC complex
Source: RefSeq, a predicted model, not a curated record